AUGAAAAAAAGUAAAAGUGUAAAAUUAGUAUUUCGAGAUUAUAAUCAAUAUGAUGUUAGUUUUUUAGUGUGUAUUUUUGGUGUCGUGGUUGUUUUUGGGUUUAAAUUCUUAGAUUUAGAUUUGAUUUUUUAUUGCGGUACCGCUAAUGUGAUGUUGACAGGCAGCCGACUUGUGUUCGAUAAUUAUAGACUUUAUUAA
This is a messenger RNA of Heterostelium album PN500, 198 nucleotides long. RefSeq lists its product as uncharacterized. The coding region runs from base 1 to 198 and encodes 65 amino acids. Lineage: Eukaryota; Evosea; Eumycetozoa; Acytosteliales; Acytosteliaceae. The transcript has 2 exons. The record is from RefSeq and is a predicted model, not a curated record.